AUGGAUCUCUUCAUCAUCCUGGGGAUUGGUCUUUCUUGUUUGAUUCUUUUUUCUCUGUGGAGCAAAUGCUAUGUUAAACAGAAGCUCCCACCUGGCCCAAUUCCUUUCCCAAUUGUUGGAAAUAUCAUACAGUUAAAUUCUAAGAAUAUCAGCACAUCCUUAAGCAUGCUAGCAAAAGAAUAUGGUCCUGUGUUCACUUUGUAUUUUGGAAUGAAGCCCACUGUGGUAUUGCAUGGAUAUGAAGCAGUGAAGGAAGCCCUGAUUGACCGAGCAGAGGAGUUUUCUGGCAGAGGGAGUUUCCCAGUGAUUGACAAAAUCUCUCAAGGAUUAGGUGUUGUUUUCAGCAAUGGAGAUAGAUGGAAGCAAACCCGGCGCUUCUCUCUCAUGGUUUUGAGAAAUAUGGGGAUGGGGAGGAAAACUGUAGAAGAGCAAAUUCAAGAGGAAGCCUUGUGUCUGGUGGAUGCCAUCAAAAAAACCAACGGAUCUCCCUGUGAUCCUAGUUUUCUUUUGGCCUGUGUUCCCUGCAAUGUGAUCUCCUCAAUCAUUUUCCAGAAUCGUUUUGACUAUGAUGAUAAGAAAUUAUACAGCUUGAUUGAAUACUUUCAUGAUAAUAUCAGAAUUUUAAGCACUCAUUGGAUAUUGCUCUACAACACCUUUCCUAUUUUACAUUACCUCCCAGGAAGUCAUAAUGAAUUAUUUAAAAACUUUGCUGGCCAAAAAGAGUUUAUUUUGGAGAAAGUAAAGGAACAUCAAGACUCUCUGGACCCCAAUAACCCUCGGGACUUUAUUGACUAUUUCUUGAUUAGAAUGGAAAAGGAAAAACACAAUAAAAAGUCUGAAUUUACUAUGGAAAAUCUCAUCAUUACCAUAUGGGAUAUGUUCAGUGCCGGAAUAGAUACAACAAGUACCACAAUGAGAUAUGGACUUUUGCUCUUGUUGAAGCAUCCAGAGAUCUCAGCUAGAAUCCAGGAGGAGAUUGAACGUGUGAUUGGCAGAAACCGGAGGCCUUGCAUGCAGGACAGGAGCCGCAUGCCCUACACAGAUGCUGUGGUGCAUGAGAUCCAGAGAUAUGUUGACCUGGUUCCAAUAAAUAUGCCCCAUGAAGUGACUAAGGACAUAUGGUUCAGAGGAUAUUUUAUUCCAAAGGGCACAGACAUAUUAACAUCUCUGUCUUCUGUGCUGUAUGAUGAAAAAGAGUUUCCCAACCCUGAGAAGUUUGACCCCAGCCACUUUCUGGAUAAAAAUGGCAACUUUAAGAAGAGUGACUACUUCAUGCCAUUUUCAGCAGGAAAAAGAGUCUGUGUUGGAGAGGGUCUGGCCCGCAUGGAGCUGUUUUUAGUCCUGACCAACAUUUUACAGAAUUUUACAUUGAAAUCUCUGGUUGAUCCAAAGGAAAUUGAUACCUCCCCCAGUCUGUCUGGUUUUAUCACUGUACCCCCCUCCUUUGAGUUAUCUUUUAUUCCAGUCUGA
Molecule: messenger RNA, 1470 nt
Organism: Castor canadensis (American beaver)
Lineage: Eukaryota; Metazoa; Chordata; Mammalia; Rodentia; Castoridae
Product: cytochrome P450 2C3-like
Biological process (GO): xenobiotic metabolic process
Cellular component (GO): intracellular membrane-bounded organelle; cytoplasm
Molecular function (GO): oxidoreductase activity, acting on paired donors, with incorporation or reduction of molecular oxygen, reduced flavin or flavoprotein as one donor, and incorporation of one atom of oxygen; iron ion binding; heme binding
Source: RefSeq, a predicted model, not a curated record